Bombyx mandarina (wild silkworm) is the source of this 2981-nucleotide messenger RNA. RefSeq lists its product as uncharacterized. NCBI's taxonomy places the organism in Eukaryota, Metazoa, Arthropoda, Insecta, Lepidoptera, Bombycidae. The record is from RefSeq and is a predicted model, not a curated record. Gene Ontology annotation, molecular function: protein binding.
UUCUGAAGGACAGUGCAAAACCAAUCCUAUAUGGGGUACUAUUAUAUUAUUAAUUAAUAAGACUUAAUAAAUAAGAAAAAGCUGAAUAAACAAUAAAAACUUCAGAAAUAAGUAUAAUAUGGCUUUCAAUCGCGGAAAUAUUAGAAAAAUCGCAUUUCGUACAAGGGGCAGAUCUGCGCAAUCACUAGAUGUAAGCGGUCCGAAGGUGGAUCACGGAUCUUGCGGAGAGGGACGUUUGUUUUUACAAAUCAAACCUGCUAUAGCUGAUCCGAGGCAGGCAUUAGCACAAAGAUCUCACACUUCGCUCUCAGGAAACGAUUUUAUUAGAGAGGAGACCAAGGAUGAUCCCAUUAAUAUUCAAGCAGUGGGGGAAGGGAAAGUGCAACUCUCACGGACGCCUCAAGAAAAAGAUCGACUUCCUGACAGGAUAAGCCUUGACAGGCGCGGACUCUCCUCCAUCCCACACAUCGUCGGCGAACCAGGCUUACGUCUCUUAUCUCUACAGCACAAUCUUAUAAACAGUCUAACGGGACUAACACCACUUGACCUCGGGAAACUGGUGUUCUUAGACGUCUACGACAAUCAGAUCGACAAAAUAACAGCUCUGGAUAGAUUGUUUAGUUUGAGGGUACUUCUGAUGGGAAAGAACAGAAUCAAAAGAAUUGAAGGUCUUUCGAAUUUAAUAAAAUUAGAAGUAUUAGAUUUACAUGGUAAUCGAAUAGGAAAAGUGUGUGGUCUUUCUAAUUUGGUCGAACUCAAAGUUCUUAAUCUUGCCGGGAAUCAAAUUAAGGGUAUCGGUAUUACCGAUCUACAAGGUCUAGCUUCGUUGAGAGAGUUAAAUUUGAAACGAAACCGCUUAAGGAAGCUACAAGGUUUCCAGAACACGCCGAAAUUGCAAAAACUUUACCUGGGCAACAAUGACUUGCAGAGCGUCGAAGACAUGUCAACGCUGAGUGAAGCCACUUCGCUUAUAGACAUUUCUUUAGAUGGGAAUCCCGUGGCUCUAGGAGGAGAUUGCACUCCAUUCCUUGUUUCUUAUCUUCCGAAUUUGUUGACUUUGACUAAUAUGCAUAUCACUGAACAGGUGAGGAGGGCUGCAAUGGCGUGGCGGAAUAACAAGGAAGCAGCCCAUGCCGCUUAUUGUGCCCUCGGUGGAAAUGCCCAACAAGAAGCAAGACGCGACCAAAUAAUUAACAACGCUCGCACUAAUUGGGAAUUACUAAGAUCAGAAAACAAAUGUUUCGUUAAUGUAAUGAGUCCAAUGAAAAAUUUGGACUUGGAAAAGGAAUUCGGCCUUGAAGCCACCGCUGAGAUAUCGCAAAGUUGCACCCAAACCAUGGAUGUAGCGGGCCUGCCUGAUGUUGUAGUACCUCUACAGCAACUAGAAACUGAGGAUUCGGAUUGCAAAAACAAUAACAGCGAUACAAACGUCAAAGUAGUUGCCGAAGCGCCUAAGCCAUCUCCUAUUAGAAAACUUCAGAGGAACUCCACAGUUCGGAAACCAUCAGAGAGACGUGUCAAUUUUUCUGAUAGAAGUGCCUCUCAGGACACUGACGCCUCGCAUUCAACUUCCACGAGCAGUGAUUUAAGAUUGCCACCUAUUUUGCUACCGAUCAUCUCGUCUCUGGAAAACGUAAAGCUAACAGACAGUACUGAUCAUGUUCUGAAGCGAUGGGAGAGUAUUUCUAGCGUAGAACCAGUCAUAGAUUCUUCAUUUAGUUCGUUUCCUUCUUCGUCGAGCGACAGCGAAGAAGAAAAUAGCAAAAGACCGAUUCGUCGUAUGCCGACAGCGCUGAGGCGCCGCGAAAAGUUUAGCACGAUGCGUUCCAGGUCUGUUUGUGACCCGGAAAGUCGAAGAGUAAAGGGUAAGAAUUCUGAAAACAGUGAAAUCGCGAGUAACUUAUCAAGCAGCACGAAUAUAGCUUCUUCAACGUCGGGAAGCGAUCAUAAUUCGAAGGUUUUGAGACGUGACGGCUCUCUCAACAGUAAACUAACCAAUAGAAAUAUUCGAAGCGCGACAAUCUCACGACGAAACGAAAGAGCCUCUUCAGCGAGCAGAGCUUCGACAGCAAGAGUCAAGUCUGGUAAAAGCCUAUCUAGUUUCAAGACUUCGGAACCGGUACCAAAAGCUAUAAUACCAAUGUCAAAAGAUAGGGAACAAGGUGUUGAUUAUUUAGUCGAAGUCUGUAACGGCUUGGUGAGCGCGUGGGGCGCCGGAGCAGUACGUCGGUUAGCGAGAGAUUGGGAAUGGGAAAAAGCUCGCACAGUUACCAAAGCUGCUUUUCAUUACGUUCAUUUCAACGCCGUCGCUCAAUCUCUGCCCGAAUUGAAAAGCAAAUUCCCGAACGUGACACACAUAUCAGUGCGGGCGACUGGCUUGCAAUGGUUGGGCCAGCUACACGCUCUAGCGGAAUUAAGAGGUAUCACUGGCCUAGCGGUUUUGCCAGAAGGUAAUCCUAUACACGCAAAGAUCUGGCGUGAAUAUUCCGUUUACAGACUUGCUCACUGGGGCUUGAAGGAAAUCAACGAUGAGCCGGUAACUGACGACGAAAUAAAAUCAGCGAAUCGAACGUAUAAUGGUUUAAGUGACCUGGUUCUUCGCGCGCUGCCGGAUGCUCCACUCCAACCACUUUUGUCUAGGUUAGGAAGGAGUGGCCACAGCAACAUCAGUGCAAAAGCCUGGUUAAGGGCCGCCGACCCUGCGCUGAGAGAUGUGAUCGCUAAAGAGGCCUUACAGUUCAAGAAAGGGCAAGUUUCGCAAGAGGAUAUGAGUUGGCGCGGCAGGGGGCGCGACCAGUUAUGUCACGCUAUUGAUCUGGCCUGUGGCGCGGCGCAACGACUCCGGACGCUCGAGUUACAAUGGCCGAUGAUUCUUGUUGAAAUGAUUGAGGACAUCCUGCGUGACUUCAGCCAAAUGGAUACGCACGUUAAAGAGCAAAUGAAGAUGUUGAUGGACACUUUGUAGUUUUAAGUUAAUGUAU